AUGUAAAAACCCAAUCAGACUAAUGUUUUGAUACUGCUACAUAAAUAUGAACAAAUUUUUCUUCUUGAUCUUAACCUUAAUCCUCUGGGGCGCCACCGCGCAAGGGCCACCAACUGCGGCGGUGCCACCAGACGGUCAAGAAUAUUUAGAAACUCACAACAAAGCUCGAGCCGAAGUGGGUGUAAGCCCACUUAAAUGGAAUUUUCAGCUAGCCAAAGCUACUAGCUUACUAGUCAGGUACCAACGAGACAGACAGAACUGCCAGUUUGCAAAUUUAACUAGUGGCAAGUAUGGUGGAAACCAAAUGUGGGCAACCGGGGAAACGGUGACACCGCGGACCGUGGUGGAGAAUUGGAUCACAGAGAAGGGGUUUUACACCUACUCGAAUAAUUCGUGUGCACCAAACCAUAGGUGUGGAGUGUACACUCAAGUUGUGUGGCGAAAUUCGGUUGAGUUGGGGUGUUCUAUGGCUAGUUGUCUUCCUGAUCAGUCUACAUUGGCUAUUUGCUUUUAUAAUCCUCCUGGAAAUGUAAUUGGUGAAAGCCCAUAUUGAUUAAAGGAUUUCUAUGCAUCAAAAAUAAGAUUUUUGGUUUUGUUAAUUUUUUUCAGUAUUUGAAUUAUGUUUAGUAGUUCAAGGUUGGCAUCUGAGAUGCAAGUAAUGAGAUGUACUCUAUUGUUUAAAUAAUAAUAAUAAUAGUUAUUGGUUAUAUGAA
Molecule: messenger RNA, 713 nt
Organism: Erigeron canadensis
Lineage: Eukaryota; Viridiplantae; Streptophyta; Magnoliopsida; Asterales; Asteraceae
Product: STS14 protein
Exons: 1
Coding region: 47-553 (168 amino acids)
Source: RefSeq, a predicted model, not a curated record